Molecule: messenger RNA, 2802 nt
Organism: Plenodomus lingam JN3
Lineage: Eukaryota; Fungi; Ascomycota; Dothideomycetes; Pleosporales; Leptosphaeriaceae
Molecular function (GO): protein binding
Source: RefSeq, a predicted model, not a curated record
AUGCUAGGCGCAUACGUCUGCAGACAAUGCAGAGGACGGAUCGCGCGACGCGUUACGCCCCCACGACAUCGACUCCAACACUGGCAGCCACGAGCCACAUUUACAUCGCUACGACGCCAAACCCCACCGGAAAGCUCGCAAGAGCAGGCAAUGAACCAAAAAGAUGACGAAACUCAGAAGCGCCCGCCAAUACCGCGCACGGAAAGUUAUAAGGCACCAUCUGCGCAAAGCAGCGCAAGCAGAUAUUUACAUCUCUUGAAAGAGACAGCGCAUGGUGAGAAACAGUCUACCAUCACAUAUCCAGAUGGAUAUGAACCAAAAGAUGUCCCAAUCGCUUUUGAGGGCAGUGCUAGGAUCGCAGAACCUAGCUACGCAAGGAAGAUCGCGAAUGCGCUCUUGCUCAAUCGAGAUCUCAACACAGCCUGGGCAUUGUUCGAGGCAACAUACACAUCUAGGGACUGCAAAGCACUCACCCAACCUAGCAUCCCUGAUAUUGCCCUGUUGAAGGACGGUACAAUAUUCCUCCUACUCCUCACCACUGUAAACCUUGCUUUCUGCAGAGGAGAUACGCAUUUACCGGUGACACCGACACAGUUGUUGUUCCGGUAUGAACAACUGGGCAUAGCUCGUCCGGAGUAUUGGGUUCGACAAACGCUUGCAUACCUGACAUACCAAGCAAUAGAAGCCGCCAACACUGCAGCCGAGCACCGACAACAAAUUCUGCCUGUCUUGCUACACGAGCUCAUCUCUUUGUGGCGUCUGUUCUUCCAAUGCAAAGGUAUCAACAAGGACGAAUUGCAAUCUAUCAGCACGGAAUGGAACCUUUCCCCCGCCAAAUCAAUGACGGAGGACACUGAAACCAAGAACUUUGGCUUGCGGCUCCAAAAAUAUCUUCCUAGAUUCGUGGGUAAUUCAACGCUGGGAUUCUGUGCUGUUUACUUGUAUAGCAUUUCCGACGCCUUGAUGUCUGCGGAAUCGCUUAAGCAAGAAGCUACGCCUCUACUACACUUUUUUGAGCGCCUACUGGCUGGGUCACAUGUCGACUAUAUCUACCGUCAUACAGAAUACUCGUCAGCCUGGAACGCCUUGUCCCCAGACGUCCGGCAGCAGAUUAUGCAGGAGAUUGAUCGAAUGCCUUCACGAGCCUUGAUCAGGCUUGGAGCAAGUGGAGGUACCUUGGCCGAAAAUAAAGGAGAUGAGGCUGCCAAUCUCGAAGCUUUCUACCUCAAACGCAUAGCACGCGCGGUAGAGUCGACAACGUCAUCAGUUAAUCUUAAAACCACCUGGACGCAAGUACAAGACGCUUUCACCUCCGAAGGUCAAAAACCCGCCAUCCCACCAUUAGUAUACAAUGCUUUACUGUCAGGUUUUAUGAAACUCCACAGAUCUUCACAGUGUGUCGAAGUCUGGAACCACAUGAUCGCACAUGGUGUUCAGCCCACUUCACGAACUUGGGUUGCACUGUUGGAUGGCUGUGUAAAGGCAAAGGAUCUUGACGGUAUGGACGAAAUGUGGCAGCGGAUGCUUCACACUGGUCUAGAACCAGACGAUUACCUGUGGACAGUACGAGUCAACGGCCUCAUAUCCCUUCGCCAAGUCAGCCGUGGUCUCAUGGCCCUCGAUGAAAUGGGCAAGAAGUGGUUGGCGGCAGAGAAGAUCGCCACGACGACUAAACCCAAAAUGGUAAACAAAGUCACAAAGCCCACCAUUGAAGUCGUCAACGGUGCACUAUCUGCCAUUGUCCGAAUCCGUCCCGAUAAUAUGAGCCACGGCAAGAAACUCGAAUUCGUACAAAAGAUCAUUGGUUGGGCUGGUAGCUUCAACAUCCGUCCCGAUGCCCGCACCUAUAAUUCUAUAAUCCGCUUAUACCUGGACGCAAACGACUACUCCAAUGCCUUCAAAGUGCUGCGGAAAAUGGAAGCUGACGGUGUAACUGUUGACAUCGCUACACAUACCAUGAUAGUGAGCGCAGCAUUUGACAGCGCAUCAUUCGAUAGCCUGUCUGCAUCGGAACAAACGUCGCGCAUGCUCUCGCAUCUCAACAGCGUUGAAGCGAGUGGUGUCAAACUCAACGAUCACAUCUACAGCAUAGCUCUCGAUCGAAUGCUGAAGCAGUACAACAAUGCCGAUGCGGCAAGAGCCGUUAUAGAUCAUUUGACAGCGAGGAAACUCGUGCCUAGUGCAGCUAUCUACACCAGUCUCGCAUCCUUCUACUUCCAGCAAGAACCACCAAACAUCUUGGCAGUGGAUGGCCUGGUCCACCAAAUCUUCACCUCACAUCGCGUCCCCAGCGACGCCAUCCUCUACGAUCGUCUGAUGGAGGGCUAUGCAAUGAAUGGCGAAGUGGGCAAGAUGAUGAGUGUGCUCGCACGCAUGACCAGGUUUGGAACACCAACGGGCUGGCAAACACUAACCAAAGUCGUACUCGCGCUCUUUGAAAACGGAGACUUUGAGCGCGCGAGAAAAGUGGUGUCUGAUAUUAUGCGUGUCGAGGGUGUUGCUGAAGGCGGCAUCCUGGGCGGCCCUCAGGGAGAGAAAAGAUUUUUCGCCAUGUUGGAGAGUAUUGGGUUGGGGGCUGAGGAGAUGGAUGGCAGGCGCGACAGUGAGGGUCCUGCGCGGUGGAGAAGGACUCAGAGGAUAGAUCCAGACGAUAUGGCGGACUCGCAGAGUGUGUUAAGGGAUCAGUCACAGGAUGCUGUAUCGUCGGUGCAGGAGCAGGUGCGGCAGCGUGGAGAUGUGGAGAACGAGGAUGUCCACGGCUUUUUAUCGUCUGAGCAGGAGACGGCGCAGUAUCGCGCUUGA